CGACUUCCUACAACAACCACAUUUUGAAAGUUCUCACUUCUGUACAUCUCAAAAUGCUAAUUUUUUUUUUACUUUUGUCUUUUUGUUACAAAACGUUUCCAAAACCUUCUCAUUCACCGCAGUUAGUCUUACCUAAAUGAACGAGUACCUCUUAUGUUUUAACCAAAUUCAUUAUUUAAAAGUGAGAAAACUAUCAAAUCAACCACCUUUUAACACAGCUUCCUUGUCCGUUAUUUUCCCUUUUGCACCAAUGCCCCUGUGAACGCCCUCUGACUUGCGAAGAAAAAGAGAACUGACCACAUCCUGUGCUCAAGCUCUACAAUGCCUCACUUCAUCAUUAAAUUAUUGAUCUUGGUGGCUUGGUUGUCUCAAGCUCAAGGUCGAGAAAUCCAUCCAGCAAGGAUUUAUGCAGUUAAAAACAGCGGCAAACUGGAGUUCACAUGCAGUACACAUGGGAUGAAGGAAACAUUCGAGAAGAACAGCAACUUAUAUAUUUACCUCUGUAGGAAUGGCACUGGCAUAGCCAUGAAAUCAGAUUGUCAAGAUGUUACAUUUAUUAUAGACGACAUUACAAAGGAUGAUACAGGAGACUACAGUUGUGUCUUUUCAUCGUAUAAGUAUGAUCCUGAGGAUGUAAGAGGAAAUGGCAUCAAUUCCAUCUUCAUUACUGUGAACGAUUCGUUCAUCCCGGCGGAGAUAGCCUCGCCGGAGACGAGUGUAAAAAUGGGAAGUGAUGUUGAUCUCCAGUGUACCUCUUUAAAAUUACCCGAGAGGAACCAGAAAGGCAACGUUUAUGCCUAUCUGUACAAGAACGGUUACACAGUGCAGAACGGCACUGUAAUUCAGGUGAAUAUUUGGGACACAGUGAAGAACAAGGCAAGGUUUACUCUAAAAGAAGUCACGAUGCGAGACGCUGGAACGUACUUCUGUUUUCUGAUGUCGGAGCCAUGUACUUUUCCUAAAGAAGUGCAUGGCAUCAAUGAAGUCAACCUUAACAUUACUGAUCCAAGAUAUGAAGUUAUACUCACUGAGACAUAUGAUCCAGUGCGGAAGAGAAAUAUUUUACGAUUAGGAUUCUCGGGUGGAGUGAUCAUUAUUGCAUGUUGCAUCGUGAUUUUCGACUUCAAGACAAGCUCACGUUCUUCCAGCUCAGUCUAAGCCAAGGAUAGGAAUGAUUCAUAAAAUUCAACAUGUCUAGUCUGAUGUCAACAUUGUGAGUCUUGUGUAUUACCCAGUGUGUUUUUUUUUUUUUGCUGUUUUACAUACAGGUGAAUAUUCAGGAGCUAACAUGAUGAAAUAUUUCAUGUGGAAUCAAAAAUGGUACUAGAGUAAAAUUGUAACAUGUUUAGGAGAACUGAGUCAUGGCAGAGAUGUUUAAGCUCAACAGAAGUGAAUAAACCGUUAUAAUUAAUGUUAUUUACUAAUAAAUUAAAGAGGAAUUCUGUGCAAAGAUACUGUCUAUACUGAAAUGUACUAUUAUUUAAAUAUUUUUCCUUUUUGUGUACAUCUACUAUGCAGUGUAAUAAUCUUAUGUACCAUUAGUGAAUUUAAUGUGUUACAACUGCAAAAAACGCGUACAUGUUUACGGUUUGUGGUCAAUAGUGGUAUAUAAAAUCUUAAGAACUAAGAGAACUUAAAACAUGUUUAUAGUCAGAUUACUACCUUUCACUCCUGGUAUAGCAUAAAUAAAUAAAUAAAUAAAUAAAGUUUCUAUAUAAAGUUUUGAAGUUUGUGUCCAUGAUGAAUUGCUCCAGCUAUGUUUAGAGCUGAAAUAACACAACUUGUAAUGGGAUGCUGCAUAUUACAGAUAAAAAUCAUUCUAAAAAUAGUUUUAUGCCCAAUGACCAUUUCUUGCAUUACCUACAAAUUAAAAUAUAUAUAUUUUUUAAAUAAGCUAACUUAGUGACACACACUGUCUCAAACCAGAACAUAGAAUUAAAAUGAUAAUAUACUAUAAUAAACAAAUCACUAUAAACAAUAACAGAAAUAAUGGAUAUUAGCUAAUUAUAUUAAUAAAAAUAUAAUAGCAGUUAAUAACAAAACUAAUAUAAAAAAAUACCGCGAUAAUUUUAGUUAUAAAAACUUGAGAGAAAUUGUGGGCAUAUCUUAUCAAGUUUGUUCGAAUUCGCCAGAUUUUAUUUUUCACCUUUGACACU
Ictalurus punctatus (channel catfish) is the source of this 2156-nucleotide messenger RNA. RefSeq lists its product as uncharacterized. Bases 322 to 1158 code for a protein of 278 amino acids. The transcript is spliced from 6 exons. The record is from RefSeq and is a predicted model, not a curated record. NCBI's taxonomy places the organism in Eukaryota, Metazoa, Chordata, Actinopteri, Siluriformes, Ictaluridae.